This is a messenger RNA of Eufriesea mexicana, 937 nucleotides long. RefSeq lists its product as uncharacterized. Gene Ontology annotation, molecular function: lipid binding; protein binding. NCBI's taxonomy places the organism in Eukaryota, Metazoa, Arthropoda, Insecta, Hymenoptera, Apidae. Gene Ontology annotation, biological process: plasma membrane tubulation; endocytosis; actin cortical patch localization. Gene Ontology annotation, cellular component: cytoplasm; actin cytoskeleton. The transcript is spliced from 4 exons. Bases 75 to 878 code for a protein of 267 amino acids. The record is from RefSeq and is a predicted model, not a curated record.
UUCGUUUUCGGACAACAACUUUGAUUAGUUAUAUAUAAUAUUAUGAAUAUUUUUUAAAUUUUGAUAAUAAUACUAUGUGGAAUCCUUUGAAAAAAAAUCACUUGACACAAAGGCCUACUCCUGCACCUCCUCUACUAUCUCAAUCAGAAGACAGAAACUUGGAUAUUGCAGUUCAAAGACUUAUUUACGUUGAAGAUACAAUCAGAAAAUUAACUAAGGAAAUGAAAAGAUAUAUAGAAGCCGUAGUGAGCUUGGAUAGAGCAGAUCAAAGAUUGACAUUAAAUCUAACAUCUUGUGGUUUAGCACAUUUCAAUGAUGAUUUCAGAACAGUAGUAGAAAACUACCAUUCAGUGACAACACAGAUUGGAAAAACUGUGCAAGAAAUGGCAACUCUUUGUCAGAAAACUUUUAUAGAACCCUUAAAAAAAUUACGUGAUGAAUUUAUUUUAAUAGCUGCAGCAAUAGCCAAACGCGAAGAGUUGGUAACUACUUGGAAAAAUUCUUAUAAUCGUGUUAAAAAAUUGAAGGAAAAAAAAGAUAGAACUGCUAAUCAUAUUGUAAAAUUAGAAAGAGAAUGCAGAGCAGAGGAAGCAGCAGCUAAGGAGUUGAAGACUGUACAUUCUCAAUUACUUAUAGAACUACCCAUGUUUUUAGAUAAAAGAUUAGAGUAUAUUAAACCUAGCGUACACGCGUUGAUCAUGAUACAAUUGGAUUACUACGGAAGUGCGAUGCAUUUAUUCACACAUUUUAUGUCGGUACCAAAUAGUUCGGAGUCAUCGCCCAGUGCAAUGAUACGUGAAGACGAAUACCAACAAGCAAUUGAAAGUCAAAUGAAUAGAAUAAGAUCUCUUACAAUUGUUAAAGAUAAAGAAUCAUAAAAAUUUUUGUCAGAACCAAUUUUUAUGAUAUUGACAUAGGUACGAAUAUAUUUAUCAAA